CCACGGUCCGCCCCACCGUCCACCGGCUGCGAUGUGUUACGCGCCCCUGGGUUAGAAAAAACAGGAAAGGAAAACUUCACAGAAAUGGCGGAUGGCGCUACAACUCUUAAAGGCUUGCGAGCUCAGAUGGCUGCUGCAGCGCAGGCCCAGGCUGAAGAGCGGAGAAGUCUCACAGGCACCAGUCCUGUGCCUGCAGCCAACACCGCCGCUAAAGCUCAGGGCUGUAAACCAGUUAUUGACGGUGCCACAUUAAGAAUAGACGACAAACUGAGAGUAGCAAGAGAGAGAAGAGAGGAAGCAGAAAAACAACAAGCUCUACGAGAAUCCCAGAUUAUGGAGCGGGAGCGAAAAUCUAAAAUACAAGUGGAACGUCAAAUGGAAGAACGGCAGAAAAAAGUGGAGGAACAACGAAAGAAAGAAGAGCAGAAGCGACUGGCGGCGGAAGAGAAAAGGAAGCAGAAACAGGAAGAGGAAAAGGAACACUAUAAAGCAGUGAUGCUGAGGACACUGGAGCGGAACCAAAGAGUGGAUCAGAGGCAGAAAAGGUGGUCUUGGGGAGGGCUCGACUCAGAUGGACGAGCAGGAGACUCUGAUGCCAGCGCCUCAUCUCCAGUAACUAUAGUAAUCUCCCCUGCCUCUCCAGAAAAGCCCCUGCGGAGUCGACAAGUGGACAACCGUUCCACAUCCACCACCAACCUGAAGCAGCCGUCCGAGGCUGGCAUCAGCAAACGCCUCUCCUCCUCCUCCUCCGCCCUUGGCAAAUCUCCCGAUAAGAGUUUUAAAGCCAGAAGUUCAUCUUGUAACCGGUUGCCUAGCAACCGUAAUGCUGCACAGGUUACUAAGGAGGACGUCAAAAAACCUCAGGUGGAGCAGACAGGCCGUUCCAUGAAGAUGAGAAGCUCCUCCCUUACUCGAGUAAGUGUGGCCAGACCACAAAGCCCUGCCAAACCUGAUAAGGGAAGAACGGAUGAUCAAGCUCGCAAGCCACCGGUCAGCUCUGUGGAUGAAGGGCUUCUUAGUCGCCUGCUCACACCCACCCAGGCCUCACUAGCUAGGAGCAAGAGUGCUGCUGCCCUGUCCGCUGAAGGAACAGAUUCUCCAGAGUGUCACCUGUGUCCUCGCUCAGCCUCUGCCAGCCCACUGCACCCAUCGCGUGGGCCCGUCCGGAGCCGCAGCAGUGAUCGGCACAAGAGUGGCAUGAGCACUUCUGUGUCUGCCGAUGGAGCCCUUGACCAUUCAGUGAAGAACAGGCCGACAGGAGCACAGCGUCCAGCCUCCCCGUCUACUUCCACACGAAAUCGCUCUCCAUCCCCUGCCCCCAAUGCAGCUCCAAUGAGAACUCCCUCCCCAGGAGCAGCCAAGCAAAAUUCAAAAGCACGACCCCCUUCACCUGGUGCACUGAAGCAGCGCCCUCCAUCUCCUCAGCCUAUAACGUCCAAACCUCCACCCAUCCAGAAACCAGCUCUUACACCAACAGGGCCCCCCACCCUCAGAAAAAGAGACUCAAAAUCCAAGGAUUUGUGCUCUGUUCAGCCUGUGGGUGCCCCAUCACCAGACUCCAGCAAAGCCAAAGAGAAAGAUGAUGCAAAAGGUGGAACAGGCACUAACACUGCAGCUGAAGCUGCCAAGAUCUUGGCCGAGAACCGCAGGCUGAUGCGGGAGCAGAAGGAGAAGGAGGAGCAACUGAGGAUACAGAGGGAAGAAGAGGAGAGAGUCAGAUUAGAAGAAGAGAAGCGAUUAGCCGAGGAGGCCCAACUGAAGCGGCUUGAGGAGGAGAAGCAGCUUGCAGAGGAGCGGAGGAUCAGAGAGGAGGAAGAGGCUCGUCAGGCUGAAGAGGAGAGAGUGAAGGCAGCUGCAGAGGAGGCACAGAGACAGGCUGAGCUCCAGAAAGAGAAAGAGGAGGCAGAGGCCCGGGCCCUGGAGGAUGCCAAGAGAGUUCAAGAGGAGAGGGAGCGUCUCAUGCAACAGAACCAGCAGGAGCGCAUGGAGAGGAAGAAGAGGAUUGAAGAAAUAAUGAAGAGGACUAGGAAAGGAGAUCAGAGUGACUGUAAGAAAGAUGAAGAUAAAGACAUAAAUGGAGAUGUAGAAGAUGUAGAAGUCCAAGACCAGGAUCUGGACCAGGACUGUGAAUUUAAUGACACCAGUGAGGCUUUAGCUGAAGCUGAAAAAGCUGUGUGUGAACUGUCUUCUGGAGAGCCCAUACCUCAAGAGCCUGUGUGCAGUGUGAAUGGAAACCCAGAAACAGAAGACAAGGAGAAUAACAACGGUCUGAGCACAGAGGAGCUUCCACCUGACAGCCUUGUGCCCAAGACUCGUGUUGUGGAAGGCUCGGAAUUUGUGAAUGAGCAGGACUCAGCCAUUGUCGUCUCCGGUCUCAAUGGAAAGUCUAACCAGUGGAGCUUUGAGGGCCUCAUUGACCUUAAUGGUCACAACAGCCGUCCCCUCAUGGAGGCAGGGGACUGUAAUCAGGUUUUACUGGACUGUGGUGGGACCCCUGAUGGGAACAGGGUUACAUUUGAAGACAAAACUACUCCUGUAAACACAAUUCAUUCCUCUAAUCAGCCUGUUUAGCUCCAGGCCUCAUCCUUUUUCCACUGUUUGGUUCUGAAGGACUAAAUUCCUUUUCUUUGUCAUGUUCAAGUUUAAUGAUAUUUUAUAAUAAUUUUGUUUGUUGGGGUACAUUAAUGUAACUUAUUAAUUUUGCUGUAUUUGUUAUAGUUAAUGCAUUUGUAUAAUACGAUUACAGACUACACAUUUAUCAUUUAUGUACUGAGGCAAUAUAAACUAGAAGGACUGAUAAAUGUGCUGUAAUCUGAGUGAAGGUGGGCUGCGGUCCUCCCCAGUUUAGCAUGUGAUCUAUGAAUUACUUGACCAGCUGUUUUCUGCAGCAACCAGAUGUAUGGCCUUAUUGUUUUCUUAUUUUCCAAUAUUUAAAGUUCAAUAUUAUAUUGUUUGGGUUGUUUUAAACUUCACACCACACUCUACCAUCUGCUUAGAGUAGACCCACUAUCCACGUGAUUCAUAGCUUUCCAGACUUUAUUUUUGUGAUUCCUCUUUUGGCCACCAGAGGCUCUAGCAGCACAACUGUUACAAACCAACGACUAAAGAAAGCCUGAUGGAGGUGUUUGGUCAGUGAAGUUUUAGCAAUUAGUUUCAGUAAGGCUUAUGGUCCUUUUAGGUUUUAUUUGUUUAGGUGUAUGUUUACUAAUGGAAUUACUGUACAUUUUGUAACUGAAUUUCAGCUUGUUUAAAGCAAACAUUUUAAAACUAAAGCACAAUUUCCUCUUUUGGUGAGGUCCACUAGUUUCACAUUGUUACAAAGCUGGACACUUAAUCACAGUGUUCCAACCAAGUGAUAUGCCUGUAGGUUGUAUGUUCUGAGUUCUCAUAAAACUUAAGAAAUCCCAGUUCACUAGCUGCUACUAACAAACCGCAUUUCAGCCAUUUAAAUGUACAUAGCUACAUAAAAUAUAACUGAUGGUUGACCGAUGAUAUAUGAAAAUGCAAGUCUACAUAUUUAAAUGUUUUUGUAUUGUGCAUAGCCAGUAUUAGGCCAGUGGAGCCCUAUUGGUGAUGGAAGGCUUAGACGUGAAUUUGUGAAAAGUUGGUGUCAGAAGGUAGCUGUUUGACUCAGGCCUUGUGUUACGGCAUUCAGGAAACUUUUGUCAGCCAUAAACCCCAACUUGUUGUGAAAAUAAUAUUUGCUUGUUACAGCAGGGCUGGUGGUAAAACUUGAUAGGUGUGGACCUAGAUUUCUGCCUUUUCAGACUUAAUUUUUUAGCCUUGAAAAAUGAGCUCAAAGAAUGUUCAGUCGAUCUUUAGUUAAAAAAAGUCCUCAUACCAGCCCAUUUCAAUUUGUAACUAAAAUAAAAAAAUGAAAUUUAUAUGUGCACCAAUGUUUUCCAAGCCCUUUUUAUGGUUGUUCCUGGAGAUGUUCUAAAAUGCUGCUUGAACAGAUAUUGUAUAUAUUCCCAGCCUGCUGCUUAUCAGGGACCUAUACUCAUAAAUACUAUGACUCCUUCCUCUCAACAUUACACAAGAACUGUGUCUUAAAGAUUAUUUUUAUUAUAAUAUAGUUAACAAAAAAUGUCUUCACCUCAGCCUCGACAAUCAGUCCACCUAAGGAGGGCACCUUUGAGUCUCCAUUCCCCGCCCUGUUUGUUAAGAGGUUAAAUUGGACUGUAAAUAUGUUAUUGAAAAAAUUCAAACUGUUAACAAUAAAGACUUACAAAUUAGAA
Molecule: messenger RNA, 4238 nt
Organism: Boleophthalmus pectinirostris (great blue-spotted mudskipper)
Lineage: Eukaryota; Metazoa; Chordata; Actinopteri; Gobiiformes; Gobiidae
Gene: map7d3
Product: MAP7 domain containing 3
Exons: 19
Coding region: 85-2571 (828 amino acids)
Biological process (GO): microtubule cytoskeleton organization
Cellular component (GO): microtubule cytoskeleton
Source: RefSeq, a predicted model, not a curated record